AUGAAGAAGAACAAGAAGUUGGGCGCCGCGUGCGGACGCAUACAUCCCAUCGGUGGCGGACCUAUGGUUUGGUACCAAAAGUUUGAGUACGCGAUCGGCCAUUGGCUACAAAAGGCGACGGAACAUGCGUUCGGUUGUGUUCUCUGUAGUCCCGGAUGUUUCUCAUUAUUCAGAGCCCGGGCUGUAAUGGAUACCAGUGUUAUGAAUAGGUAUACAACACCACCGACAGAGGCUUUACAUUACGUUCAGUACGAUCAGGGAGAGGACCGAUGGCUUUGCACUCUUCUAUUACAACAGGGAUGGCGUAUUGAAUACUGUGCCGCAUCUGAUUCCUACACUCACGCGCCCGAAGGGUUUGGCGAGUUUUACACACAGAGGCGUCGGUGGGCGCCCUCCACGAUGGCUAAUAUCAUGGAUUUGUUGGGCGAUUAUAAGCGUACGGUUGCCGUUAAUACAGAUAUAUCAAAGCCUUAUAUCCUAUACCAGGGCAUGUUAAUGGUGGGCACUCUACUCAGUCCGGCCACUAUAUUCUUGAUGAUUGUCGGAGCCAUGAAUACAGUGUUGGGACUCAACAGUUGGGCGGCUCUCGGCUGUAAUAUAGUGCCAGUCCUCGCCUUUUCCAUAGUGUGUAUGACUGUCAAGAAAAACGAUCACAUUAUAUUCCUGGCCAUGGUUUUGAGUACACUAUACGCGUUGUUAAUGUUGGCAGUGUUGGUGGGCACAGGCAUAGACAUAUUUAACAAGGGCAUUCUUACACCAAACUCUAUAUUCUUUGUGUCACUAAUGGGUAGUUUCAUUGUCGCCGCGUGUCUUCACCCGCAAGAAUUUGCGUGUGUUUUCCCGCUUCCUCUCUAUAUGUUACUCAUUCCGAGUAUGUAUUUAUUGUUAACCAUAUAUUCGGUGACAAAUAUGCAUAUCGUUUCGUGGGGUACGCGAGAAGUCAAGUCCAAACUGACGGCCAAAGAGGCGGCGAUGGCUGCGGAGGCGGCGGCUGAAGAGGAGGCCGAGAAGCUGAAGAAGAAGAAUUUGUUUGGAAAGUUAGACUUCUCUAAACUCGGCAGUAAAGCGGGUCUCUUCACGUGUACGUGUUGUUCAAACAAUAAGUCAGACGAAGACACCGCCCGAUGGACUGACAUGAAAGACCAAAUGGGUUUAGUUGUCGAGUGUAUGACUGCUAUGAAGAACACUAUGGAAAGUGCGGACAAUAGCGGCGCCCGAAGAGGAACCGUACAGUUUCAGAAACAGGCUGUGAGACGCACGAGAAGUAAUUCUGGAAGUCUUGCGGCGGUUGACGAAGAAGAAGACACCGUCGAUAAGAUCAGCGAAGCGGACGAUGUCUUUGGCGACGAGACGCGUCUCCGGUCGGUGUCGGCGGUCGAGUCGGUGACCACGGCUUCGAAGCCGCGUUGGGGUCGCGAUAAGCUGUUCAAGAAGUUCCCAUUUGUUUCGCUCACAGACCUUGAGUUGCAGUUCUGGCAGGACUUUAUACCCAAAUAUCUGCUGCCAUUGGAUGAGAACCCGAAGGAACAGAAGAGGAUUGCGGCCGAUCUGAUAGACUUGAGGAAUAAAAUGGUGUUCGCCUUCUCCAUCAUAAACGUAAUAUUCAUAUUGUUUGUUCUGCUGCUGCAAAUGCACGGCGAUGUCUUCAACUUUGACAUUAACCUCGGAGUCGAGCGUUGGAACCAAACCCGAUAUAUCGACGAAGAAGAGCGAUGGGAAAUGACACCCAUUUAUCGCUACAUUAAAGUGGAUCCGAUCGGUCUCUUGCUUGUGGUGUUCUUCGGCACCAUUCUAGUGAUACAACUGAUCGGUAUGUUUAUGCAUCGGUUCGGCACUCUAUCCCAUUUGCUGGCCUUCACGACAAUCGACUUCUUCGCGCCGAAAGAGUCCCAAAACGACGAUGAGAUGGACAUUAAGCUAAAUGCCGUCAAAAUUGCUAAACGGUUACAGAAAUUAAAAGGAAUCGACGAAAUUGACGACAAGACUGUGGUUUUGUCGACUAAUAAUUUGCCAAACAAUCGACAGUCUAUUUGGAGGAGAGAUUCCGUACGACUUCAGGACUCGGAACCGCUUAAUCUGGACAAUGUCUUCCGCAAGAGACUCAUGAGUAUAACGCCCGACACUAUGGGUUCAAUCGGACCGCGAAAGUCAAUACUAAAAAGACAGUCCACUUUUGAGGCCAUCCGACGGCGAAGGGAUACUCUGGUCAACGAAGAGAACUGGCGUUUGAGUCAAUCCAGUACUGAACUGAAUGGCUCGACCACUGGUUCCCUUUCGAGGCCCAUGUCGUUGAGGUUUGAAGUGCCUCCGAGUCAACCCAACUUCGAUGUCAAUCACAGACAUCUGGUCCACAGUUUGCAAUCAAUACCACCGAUGCCGCCGACGCCACCCAUCGAUGCACCAGAUUAUUGA
Molecule: messenger RNA, 2412 nt
Organism: Medioppia subpectinata
Lineage: Eukaryota; Metazoa; Arthropoda; Arachnida; Sarcoptiformes; Oppiidae
Source: the annotation of a GenBank genome assembly